Psylliodes chrysocephalus is the source of this 1808-nucleotide messenger RNA. Lineage: Eukaryota; Metazoa; Arthropoda; Insecta; Coleoptera; Chrysomelidae. The record is from the annotation of a GenBank genome assembly.
ACAGCAACCAGCAAAACUCGACAAGCAGCGAGCGAGGAGCAGUAAAAAAUCUAUGGUUCAUUUAAUUUAUCCCUUCUAUAUUUUGAAGUCAUUAAAUUUAAAUGAAAUGUGUUUUUGACGUGACUUGCCUUGUGAUUUUUAGCGCUUACCGAAAGAUAUAUAACUAAAUGUUAGAUAACAAUAAUAAAUAAUGUAGCAGCAUGUUAUCUGGAAUUCAGUUUCGAUGGUCGUAUCACUCGUACCUCCGCAAUAUGAUUGAAAAUUUUCCUUACUAAUGUCAAUUUUAAUUAUAACAUGCGAAUAAAACGCACACUUUUAAUAAUAGGAUUAAUAUUUGUAAUAUGGACUUGUGUAUUAUUUCUAACAUACCAUCCUGGACACUCCAACGAAAUUUCAAGAAAACUAAAUCAAGAAAUUGUGAUUUUGGAACAAGGCAUAUCAGAGGAGUUUGCAAAGAAUGAUGUUAUGAUAAAAGACGCUCAAAAAUUACUAGAGGAUAGGAAGAAAUUAGACCAAAUCAAAGACAAGUUAAUGCCAAAAGAAUUACAAAAUGUUAAGAUUCCAGUAUUGGUAUUUGCUUGUAAUAGAGUAACAGUUACUAGGUGUUUAGAUAGUCUUAUUCAAUACAGACCUGACCCUGAUCAGUUUCCAAUAAUUGUCAGCCAAGAUUGUAAUCAUGAUGAAACAAAAGAUGCCAUAGAAAAUUAUGGUACACAAGUUUCCCUCAUCCAGCAUCCUGAUCAAUCUGAAAUCCAAGUUCCUCCAAAGGAGAAAAAAUUUAAAGGUUAUUUUAAGAUAGCCCGACAUUAUGGUUGGGCUUUAAACCAGAUGUUCUUUAAUUUCAAUUUUAGUACUGUAAUCAUAGUAGAAGAUGAUUUAGAAGUUGCUCCAGACUUUUUUGAAUACUUUAUGGGCACUUAUCCCCUUUUAUUAAGGGAUAAUUCACUAUGGUGCAUUUCAGCUUGGAAUGAUAAUGGAAAAGAAGGUCUAGUGAAUCUACAAAGGCCAGAUUUAGUUUAUCGUACAGAUUUUUUUCCGGGAUUAGGAUGGAUGCUUACUAAAAAUGUAUGGAUGGAACUUUACACAAAGUGGCCAAGAGCUUAUUGGGAUGAUUGGAUUCGAGAACCCCUACAAAGAAGAGAAAGAUCAUGCAUUAGGCCAGAACUUUCAAGAACCAGAACGUUCGGAAAGACCGGUGUUUCCAACGGAAUGUUUUUUGAAAAACAUUUAAAAUUCAUUAAAUUAAAUGAAGAGUUUGUGCCUUUCACCAAGCUGAAUCUUAGCUACUUAUUGAAGGAAAAUUAUGACAAUGAUUUCGUUAAAAAAGUCUACCAAAGUCCAGUAGUAAAUUAUGAAGAUCUCAAGGCAGAUAAAGUAACUUUCCAGGUUCCAGUUAGAGUUACUUAUCGAUCUCGAGAGGAUUAUAAGAGAAUUACAAAAAAAUUAGGGUUGAUGGACGAUUUCAAAAGUGGGGUCCCUCGAACAGCUUAUAAGGGAAUAGUAACAUUCCAUUAUAAAGGAAAAACGGUACACUUAGCGCCAAAUGUAAACUGGAAAGGUUAUGACGUCACGUGGAGUUAGUUAUAAAUGUUAGAAUAAUUUUACUGACCAUUUAUUUUUGUAAUUAUUUAUGUUACGUUAAAAAAAGUAACUAAUUUAUUUUCCCUUGUGAUAUUUUACUUAUUGAACUCCCUUAUUGGGUGUUGUUAAAAAGAUUUUUUUGUACAUAACUAGCUACUCUUCGAUGUAAAUAUGACAAAUUAAAUUAAUUAUGGUUGUGAAUUGUGUAUUAUUUUGAACAGUGUUCA